Messenger RNA from Postia placenta MAD-698-R-SB12, 813 nucleotides. RefSeq lists its product as hypothetical. Lineage: Eukaryota; Fungi; Basidiomycota; Agaricomycetes; Polyporales; Adustoporiaceae. The transcript has 4 exons. Gene Ontology annotation, molecular function: oxidoreductase activity. The record is from RefSeq and is a predicted model, not a curated record. Bases 1 to 813 code for a protein of 270 amino acids.
AUGGCUACAGCUUCUGUGCUUACUCCUCACGACAUUCCGACCACAUUGAACUAUUUUGCUGCUCUUGACGACGAUGCGCCAUACCAGUAUGUCUAUGACCCUCCGGAAGGUGUCCCGAAGAACAACGUCGGCGCGGACCCCCACCCUGUUGUCAUUCAUGAUGCACGCGGCCGGGAGUCAGAGUUCUCGAUCGACACGUCCGGCUUCCAAUACGUGAAGCACAUCAGCGCAGAGAAGGAGUUCGUCGACGAGGAGCGCAUUCAAGAUGUCUAUUACAAGGAGGUAGAGGAUAUCUUAAAGAAGGAGACCGGUGCCAAGCGCGUCUUCAUCUUUGACCACACUAUUAGGCGCAAGGCUGUCGAUAACGGUCGCAGCGUUCCAGGCGAGCGGGGCCCAGUGGAGCGUGUGCAUAUUGAUCAGACGUACGACGCAUCGAUCAAACGCGUCCACUACCAUCUCGGUGACGAGGCGGAGCGCCUUCUAAACGGUCGCGUCCGCAUCAUCAACGUCUGGCGGCCCAUUCAGCACCCCGUCGCCCACAAGCCACUCGCCACGCACGACCUCGUGCCCGUGCGCUUCAUCUACCCGCACCGCGAGGGCAGCACUUUCAGCGUGCGCUAUAACCCGAAGCACCAGUGGUACUACCUGUCGAACCAGACGCCGGAAGAGGUGACGUUGAUCAAGUGCUACGACUCGGAGGUUGACAAGGCGCGGUUGACUCCCCACUCCGCGUUCCUCGAUGAGACGAGCCCACCGGAGGCGCCGCACCGCGAGUCGAUCGAGAUCCGCUGCCUCGUUUUCGACAGAGAGUAG